AAGGAAAAAAAUAAAUGAAAAAGGAAAAGAAAAGAGAGAACCGGUGUUAAAAUUAGGAUUUUAAGGGUCGGUAAGGACCCCUACGUGGCACAUUCUUAUUCUCUCUCUCUCUCUCUCUCUCUCCUUCGUCGUUUUCCAUCUUCUCCAUCGAAAAUCUGUCGAUCUCCUUCUCUGUCGAUUCUCUUUUGAUUCUGAAGUCGAUCGCCAAUCGAUUGGUGUGGCCUCUGAUCCCAUGGCUGCACGUCGAGGAGGCAGGGAACUUCCAAUGGAAGAUGUUUGUUAUUACAAGUGGCCGCUUCCUGGGGCUGAUAAGUUUGGGCUGUUUUGUGUUUGUGAUGGACAUGGGGGAGCAGGGGCUGCAAACAGAAGCUUGGAUGAUCACCAAUAUGAGCACUACAUCAAACUGAGCGAGAUGGAGAAGAACUGCAAGUUGAAUGACCUUCUUGACGCAUUGGACUUCAAUCAAGUUGUCAUAUUUGUGAAGAGCGUUAACAGAGCUGGGGAGCUGAACAAGUUGCUUAUUGAAUGCAAUUUCCCCUCAAUAUGUUUUCACUCUGGCAUGUCUCAUGAAAAGAGGCUGACUCACUACAAAAGUUUCAAGGAAGGGCACAAGAGGAUCCUUGUGGCGACAGACUUGGUAGGAAGAGGCAUUGACAUUGAGCGUGUCAACAUUGUUAUCAACUAUGACAUACCAGAUUCUGCUGAUACAUAUCUUCACAGGGUCGGGAGAGCUGGUAGGUUUGGAACAAAGGGUCUUGCGAUCACAUUUGUGGCAUCAGGUUCAGAUUCUGAAUUCAUGUGUAUGUCUCAGAAUUUUUUUUUUUUAAGAACCUCACUGAGGUUCUACCAUUGGAGGAAGAAAAAUUUAAUUAGACUAACAUGGGUUCUAAACUUUUCAAAUCACAAAAUUAAUUACUAAAUUAUUCAUUAGAACCCUUAAUAGUUUCUAACCAAUGGACUUGCUCUUACAAGGCUAUCUCUAUUAGAUAGAUCAUACGAACUUUUCAUGUGUUCACUGUUCUUUAACUCUGUUUUCUUCUCUCUUAUAUAUGUAUUUUUUUUAGCAACUCUCUCUUAUUAAUUAUUAUAUCAAAAGGUGACUUUUUGUGUUUC
This is a messenger RNA of Brassica napus (rape), 1113 nucleotides long. RefSeq names its product DEAD-box ATP-dependent RNA helicase 15. Gene Ontology annotation, molecular function: cation binding; RNA helicase activity; RNA binding. Bases 233 to 919 code for a protein of 228 amino acids. NCBI's taxonomy places the organism in Eukaryota, Viridiplantae, Streptophyta, Magnoliopsida, Brassicales, Brassicaceae. The transcript has 5 exons. The record is from RefSeq and is a predicted model, not a curated record.